Molecule: messenger RNA, 4195 nt
Organism: Lathyrus oleraceus (garden pea)
Lineage: Eukaryota; Viridiplantae; Streptophyta; Magnoliopsida; Fabales; Fabaceae
Product: pentatricopeptide repeat-containing protein At2g41080
Exons: 3
Coding region: 142-2175 (677 amino acids)
Biological process (GO): RNA modification
Molecular function (GO): zinc ion binding; RNA binding; protein binding
Source: RefSeq, a predicted model, not a curated record
UACAGUGACAUGAUUCCAAACUAAGAAUUCCACUCAUUUUUCCAAACUUGGAUUGAAGUAAUUGAACGACGUAAACAUCAUCGUAAACUAAAGUUUAAAUUUGUGACCUAAAUACUAAAACAAAACCAAAACUAAAUAUUUAUGGCCAGGUUUAGAUUACCUCGUACCAGCUUCUAUUGUGUAACUGCGCCCGCCAUUUUUGAAAACCCAGUUUCUUCCUUCUCCUCGAUUUCCUUCGAUACCCAUUUGCAAAAUGACAACUUUUCUGAUACCAAACAACAAUUUGUCAAACUAUGUUCCAAAGGGCGCAUAAAAGAAGCCUUCGAGAGCUUUGUGUAUGAGUUAUGGUCAGAGCCUCGUUUGUUCUCUACUCUCAUUCAAUCAUGCAUUUCCACAAACUCGGUAUUUUUAGGAAAACAGCUUCAUUCUUUGAUAUUCACCUCUGGGUGUUCCUCAGACAAGUUCAUUAACAAUCACGUUCUUAACCUUUACUCAAAAUUUGGGGAACUUCAUGCUGCUGUUAAACUGUUUGAUAGAAUGCCGAGGAGGAAUAUUAUGUCGUGUAACAUCAUGAUCAAGGCUUAUCUUGAGACGGGCGACCAUGAGAAUGCUCAUAAGCUGUUUGAUGAAAUGCCUGAGAGAAAUGUUGCCACGUGGAAUGCAAUGGUCACUGGGUUGAUCAAGUUUGGAGCGAAUGAAGAGUCUUUGUUGUUGUUUUCGAGGAUGAAUGUUUUGGGUUUUGUGCCUGAUGAGUAUUCGUUUGGUAGCGUGCUUAGGGGAUGUGCGCAUUUGAGAGCCUUGGUUGGUGGGCAGCAGGUGCAUGCUUAUGUUAUGAAAUGUGGGUUUGAGUUUAAUUCGGUUGUUGGAUGCUCUUUGGCUCAUAUGUAUAUGAAAGCUGGAAGCUUGCAUGAUGGGGAGAGAAUUAUCAAAUGGAUGCCAGAUUGUAAUUUGGUUGCUUGGAAUACACUUAUGGCUGGAAAAGCUCAAAAUAGGUACUUUGAGGGAGUUCUGGAUCAUUACCUUAUGAUGAAAAUGGCAGGAUUUAGACCAGAUAAGAUUAGUUUUGUGAGUGUGAUCAGUUCAUGUUCGGAGUUAGCCACCCUUUGUCAAGGGAGGCAGAUUCAUGCUGAAGUAAUCAAAGCUGGAGCUAGCUCUGUAGUUUCUGUAAUUAGUUCAUUGGUUAGUAUGUACUCUAAAUGUGGAAGUUUGCAAGAUUCCAUCAAAGCUUUUUCUGAAUGCGAAGAGCGAGAUGUUGUAUUAUGGAGCUCAAUGAUUGCUGCUUAUGGGUUUCAUGGUCAAGGGGAAAGAGCCAUCAAGCUAUUCAAUGAUAUGGAGCGGGAGAAUUUGGCCGGAAAUGAAGUUACGUUCUUGAGUUUGCUAUAUGCUUGUAGUCAUUGUGGACUGAAGGAUAAAGGACUUGGGUUCUUUGACAUGAUGGUAGAGAAGUAUGGACUCAAGGCUAGACUAGAACACUAUACUUGUGUGGUUGAUCUACUAGGCAGGUCUGGUUGUUUAGGCGAGGCAGAGACUAUGAUACGAUCCAUGCCUGUAAUAGCAGAUGCAAUUAUAUGGAAGACAUUAUUAUCUGCAUGUAAAAUCCACAAGAAUGAAGAAAUGGCAAGAAGGGCUGCUGAAGAAGUUCUUAGGAUUGAUCCUCAAGACUCAGCUUCAUAUGUUCUGCUUGCUGGUAUUCAUGCUUCAGCCAAGAGGUGGCAGAAUGUUUCUGAGGUGAGGAGAGCCAUGAAAGACAAGAUGGUGAAGAAAGAGCCAGGCAUAAGUUGGGUGGAAGUGAAGAAUCAGGUUCACCAGUUCCGUAUGGGUGAUGAAAGCCACCCAAUGUCUAUGGAGAUUAAUCAGUAUCUUGAAGAAUUAACUUCAGAAAUGAAGAUGCGGGGCUAUGUGCCUGAUAUUAGCUCUGUCUUACAUGACAUGGACAAUGAGGAAAAAGAAUACAACUUGACACACCACAGCGAGAAAAUAGCUAUUGCUUUUGCUUUAUUGAGCACCCCAAAGGGAGAGCCAAUUCGAGUGAUGAAAAACUUGCGGGUUUGCGGUGACUGUCAUGUUGCCAUCAAGUACAUAUCAGAGAUUAAAAACUCAGAAAUUAUUGUUCGAGAUUCUAGCAGGUUUCACCAUUUCAAAAAUGGGGUAUGUUCUUGUGGAGAUUAUUGGUAAUUAUUUGUUCCUUAAUUUCCAUUAUGGAACAUGUUCACGAUCUUGCAGCGUUUGCAAGUAAGAGAUACUAUGACCCUUUUACAGUAGCAGUUUAGGCUUUCAAAUUAAAACUUGCUUCUCAUUAGUUGUUCUUGCCAUAAUUUGGAAGGACUCAAUCCAGCACAAAUUUAGAAUGAGUACUCAUUAAUUGGUGCUCUGUCUAAUACCUUUGAUGGGCCCAAGACAGCUUGAUUGUGUUCACGAGCAAGGUAGUGGUAGGGUACCUGCAAUGACUUCAACGAUCAAGUCACUUAUUGAUAUCCCCACUCUGUGUUCUCAUAUAAUGGGUGAGUGAGAGGUUACUAGAUAACUGCAUAGGAAACAUGUUAGUGGUGAGUGGUUUUGUGCCCCAUAUUUAGGUAGUAAUUGAGAAGGGGGUAUGACCACCCAAAAAUGUACAAGAUGUGGACUCCACUAGUUCAUGACAGAACAUUACGAUAUACGAUCAAUCUACAUUCCAUGAAAAGAUCAUUUGUUGCGAAAAUUAAAAAUUGAUGAAAGAACAUGAAUUAUAGAAAAGUGACAUUCUUAUUCUUGUCCUUGUUGGCAUCUGCAUGCUGAUUAGAGAUGGAAUUUUACCCCAGCUAUAUCAGCACAUUUGUGUAGAUUUACCGAACUGUGAAAGCAAAUGGCAAAACCAUUUACGGGAUGAGUAAACGAGCAAAAUGUUGUGGAUAUAAUAUAACUGGUUGGAAGGAAAAGGAUUUAAAAUGACAUCAUAUAUCACUUAUACUAAAAUGCUCAGCAAAAAUAUGCAUUUAAAAUUGAAGCUUAAGAGGGAGCAAUUGGCAAGAAAUUGAUCUCGGUAUCCAACUUAAAACACUAGUCUUCCUUCUUACUUGGGUGGUUUGGACAAGCUGCAUACCAUGAAUAGAAUAUACUAGCCAGUAUUUCUUGUUGCAACAACGGCAGCCAUCAUUGUGAGUCUGGCGACUAACUGCAACUUUUUCGAUUAUUAAGCAAGCCCUUGUUCAUGGAUGCGUCGCGGGAGUUAAUGUUGUAUAUAUAUCCAAGAAAUUCCUUGGCCAGAUAUAUAUUCCAGAUAUCGUUUGGGUUUGGGUCCUUAUUAUUCUUUGCAUUGCUGUUGCUUCUGGGUUUGAAAAUCAAAAUCCAAUUCAAAAAGCUUAUGGUAAUUUCUUCCCUUGUUGAAUGUUCUGAUUAAUAUUAUCCAGGUAUAAACCAUACCCAUGAUGUAUAUUUUCAAUUUGAGGGUAGAUAAUAAGAAAUAUAUGUGGCCCAAAAUGAUCUUAAUGCCAGAUUAUAGUGUAACCUACAUCAACAUUCUUUUGCAUUUUUGCCAUAAUAAAUAAAAGAUUAACACACUAGCAUUGUGAUGACACUAUGUUAUAUUAGUGUUUUAAAGUAGUUUUUAUAGUCUUUUAGCUAUAUUUUUUAUUAACAUUGCAUGUUUUUGAGUAAAUUAUAGUAGGAGUCAAGACAAUUGUGUAAAGUCUUGUUGCACUUCGAAUCACUCUAACUAGACAGCUCUCUGUGUGUACAUGGUGGAUGUUACUUUGGAGAGAGACAAAGCAAGAAAGGCACACAAAAGAACGAGGAAGGAAGAAACAAUGUAAAAAUCACCCCGAUCAGAUGGGACUGUGGCGCAAUGCAUGCCAAAGCCAAACGGGAAAUAAUUAUGUGAUAAUCGCGGUGCGAUGGGUUGAGAUCAUGGCACGAUUCAGCAUCCAAUCACGUGAUGCCAAGUGGAUUAAAUGACAAAUCGCAGUGUAAUGGUUUUGGAUCAUGGCAUGAUUCAUGCGUGCUGAAACCUACAAUAUACAAGGAAAACUUGGAAAAUUUGCAAGAGUUCAAAUUUUUUACAGAAAGAUUACGACUCCAAGCAUAACUAGAAGCCAUUUGGUGUAGCGUAAGCAUAACUAGUAGAUAUUUUAUUGUGAUUGUCAACAUGCCGGUGUACCAACACUAUGUUAGUGUUUAUAAAUCUUAAAAAGAGUUAUCUUAAUCUCUUAAGAGGAGUUCA